AGGAAAGCAUUCCAAGGAAAAUAUCACACGUGACCUGGUGGUUGCCAUAGGCGGUCGUGACUCCUCCAUUUGGGCGUCGGACCCCAAGCCUCUAUCCCAGCCCUCGAAACCCCGAGCCCUAAUCUCGCUCUCCUCCCUCCCCCUCUCGAAAACCGUAGCCUCUGCUCCAGAGAUCCGGUGGCCGCCAUGGGUUCCAAGGACGAAGCGAAGGCCAGGGAGCACGACGGAGCGAGCCCCGGAAAGAUCUUUGUUGGAGGACUUCCCAAGGACACGAGCAUUGCUACAUUUACAAAGCAUUUUGGGAAGUAUGGCGAGAUUAUAGACCAUGUGAUAAUGAAAGAUAAAUACACAUCGCAACCAAGGGGUUUUGGUUUCAUCACCUAUGCUGAUCCUACCGUUGUUGAUAAAGUAAUUGAGGAUACCCAUAUAAUCAAUGGAAAACAGGUUGAAAUCAAAAGAACCAUCCCAAAAGGCUCUGUGCAAUCGAAGGAUUUUAAAACAAAAAAGAUCUUUGUUGGUGGGAUCCCAUCAAUGGUUACAGAAGAUGAAUUCAAGGAUUUCUUUUCAAAAUAUGGGAAAGUGGUUGAUCACCAGAUUAUACGUGAUCAUGCAACCAACCGCCCUCGAGGCUUUGGCUUUAUUAUUUUUGAUUCUGAACAAGUUGUAGAUGAUUUAUUAACGAAGGGCAAUAUGAUUGAUCUGGCUGGUUCUCAGGUGGAGAUCAAGAAGGCUGAACCAAAGAAAGCCUCAAACCCACCACCUCAUGCAUAUGGUAGUGAACCUAGGUCUCGUUCUUUUGGUGAUGGCUUUGGUGAUUUUGGCAACUCUUAUAGCAGUUUUGGUGGCGGCGAAUUUGGCCCGGCUUCCUAUAGGACCUCUGGAGGUCUUGGUGGUAGGUUUGGUGGUUAUGGUGGCUAUGGUGCUGGUGGUGGUGAAUUUGGUGGUGGAUAUGGUGGUUUUGGUGGAGGAUUAGGGGGUUACCGAGGAGAAUCUUCUCUUGGUUACUCCAGUCGCCUUGGAUCAUAUGGAGGGUUUGGUGGGGGAUAUGGUGGAGGGGGCUUAGGUGGCUAUGGGCGUGGCGACGAGGGAUUUGGUGGGUAUGGAAGUUCUAGCUAUGGUGGUGGAUAUGAUUCUGGCCCAAGUGCUGGUUAUGGCUCUGGUGGACUGUAUGGUAGUAGGGCAGGCUAUGGUGGUGGUGCUGGUCGAUAUCACCCAUAUGCAAGGUAGGAAAGAGGCCAGUUUCUUCCAGCUAAACUUUGUUAUAGACAUUUUUCAUUACAGGUUUCACUAGUUACUGGGAUGCAAGGUUGUGCCAGGUUCCGUAGAUGCUAUAGAAGGGUCUCUCAGACUGUUGAGCUCCGGCUUGCUAGUUUGCUUAUUUAGAGUGCUAUCAGAGUCAUGUAAUGUUUAGAAACCCGAACUAGAUGAUCUAUGGAUUGUGUUUUUUUGUUUGGUUAUUUGUAGACUUUAGAAUUUCAUGUAGCUUGGGAUGUACUCUGUAGAAUGCUGUAGCAUCAAUAUUUUAGGCCUUUAUGUGUGCCCUUUGGUUCUUAA
This is a messenger RNA of Phoenix dactylifera (date palm), 1554 nucleotides long. RefSeq lists its product as uncharacterized. The record is from RefSeq and is a predicted model, not a curated record. Gene Ontology annotation, molecular function: RNA binding. Gene Ontology annotation, biological process: regulation of gene expression. Gene Ontology annotation, cellular component: nucleoplasm; chromatin. NCBI's taxonomy places the organism in Eukaryota, Viridiplantae, Streptophyta, Magnoliopsida, Arecales, Arecaceae.